This is a messenger RNA of Parathielavia appendiculata, 2426 nucleotides long. RefSeq lists its product as uncharacterized. Bases 17 to 2179 code for a protein of 720 amino acids. The transcript is spliced from 6 exons. Gene Ontology annotation, biological process: positive regulation of transcription from RNA polymerase II promoter by galactose; DNA-templated transcription. The record is from RefSeq and is a predicted model, not a curated record. Lineage: Eukaryota; Fungi; Ascomycota; Sordariomycetes; Sordariales; Chaetomiaceae. Gene Ontology annotation, cellular component: nucleus. Gene Ontology annotation, molecular function: RNA polymerase II cis-regulatory region sequence-specific DNA binding; zinc ion binding; DNA-binding transcription factor activity, RNA polymerase II-specific.
CCGUUAUUGACUGGCCAUGGAGACGUCACAGCACACCUUCAUCCCUGAGUCGGGGCUGCCCACACAACGACGCCGAAAAGCACGUCUGGCUUGCACCCCCUGCAGGGCACGCAAAACCGGAUGCGAUGGCAAAAAGCCAGUGUGUACGGCAUGUUCACUCAGGGGUUGGGAAGACAAAUGCAGUUACCCAGAUACUGUGAUGCAGGCGUCUACAGCACUAGCAUUGGUUGAGCUUGAACGCCGGCUCCAAAAACUCGAGAACGGGGCCCGAGCAGAUCCCAGCCCGUCCCGGCAGUCUGCUGCGGAGGCGACACCACCUGCUGAUCCGACAUCCGGCCCUGCCGCUGCGCGGGUUCAUGACCAAGACAUCUUCGCGACCGACCACCCGACGACGGCGCUAAGCUCGACGUUUUUAUGUCAAGGCCUGGAAGCAGCAGGCUCACGUCGCUCUCACAGCCCAUCUGCUGAGUCUGACACGUCUGCACUCGAUUCCCCUAUGUUCCCGUCACUUGUAUGCUUUUCCACUCAGACGCAGGAUCAGUCUGGAGAUGAAGUCGAUUUGCGCGCCAUGGUCCUCCCUCCGCGGCAGUUCGCUGACGAUCUUCUACGCUGGUACUGGCAACACAUCCAUUCCGUCUUCCCCUUCCUUCAUUGGCCCAUAUUCGAGUCCAAGUAUCGGUCGCUGUGGGAGCAACAGGCAGCGCCUACUACUAGCCACCCGUUCGAUGUCGUCUUGACUUAUGCAACCGUGAACAUGGUCCUGGCACUGGCAUAUUACAGGACCGAGACCGUAUCCCUCGAGCAAAGACAAUGCCACGCCGACGAGUUCUACAACCGCUCGCUGCGGCUCGUCUCGGCUGAAACUCUGGACACAUCGUCAAUUGCCAUUGUGCAGCUGCUGCUCCUCCGAGCGUGGUACCUGUACUUCUCAGGAAAAGCAGAUCGCUGCUGGCUCGUUUCCGGGGCUGCAACGCGCAUGGCCAUUGGACUCGGUCUUCACGCACCGCCUAAGCGGCAUCUUAAUCAACUGGACCGAGAGAUGCGUUACAGGGUUUGGUAUGGCGGAUGUGUCGCUCUUGAUCAGAUCAUCACAAACACGUUCGGCAGGCCGGGGAUGAUCGUUCCCGGUCUGACUCAUAUACCGCCGCCCUUGGCUAUCGACGAAGAAUAUCUGUCGACGACCGAGGAGGGACGCCAGCCAGAGGGACUCCCUUCGCGCAUGGACAUGAACAUUUACUCGAUGAAGAUUCUAGAGAUUAUGGAGGAAAUGCGAGCAGCAGCACGCGCGCCGCAACUCAAACUCAAACAGUCGGAACACGAAGUAUUGGUACCCGACCCCGGCGUCCUCCUGCGGCUGAGCUCCAAGAUCGACGACCUCCUUGACGGCGUGCCGCCGCACCUGCGCCUUGAGGCCGAUUACUCCCAGUGGGCGCUACAGGAGGACGAGGUGACGUGCUUUCGAAUUCAGGGUCACGCACUUCGCUUCCGACUGUUGCUCUUACGGCUGUUCCUGCUCCGUCCCUCCCUCCUCGCCGAGGCGCAACGCUGGACCACAGCCAGGACCGCCGCGACGCAGACGGCGUCGAUGAUGCUCCAGGAGAGGUUUCACCAGGAGGCAUGCUCACUCUGUCUCGCGGCGGUACACACCAUCCUGGAGGAGGUCCACAGAAGUCUCACAACGAACACGGGUAUUUCGGCGUGGUUCGCGUUGCACUUCACCUUUGCCUCGGCCACGGUCCUCCUCGUCGCGACGCUCUCCCCGAAUCUCGGUGUCAGCCUGGACACUGAGCCAACCAAGUCCUCUUGGGACCGAGCGAUGGCUAUUCUCAAUCAUCAUAAACGCACCAUCGCUUCUGUCACCCAGGGCAUGGAGAUCCUCCGGCGAUAUCGCGAUUCCCUUGCCCGACGAGCCGCUGCAAGAUCAGGGACUUGUGCUUCGACGAAUACUGGUACAAUCCCAACUAUCACGCUCCUCCCGAAUUUUCAGGCGCAAGAACAUCAUGGCCAGCAACUGCACGAGUCGCAGAGCUGGGAACACUCCCAACCGGUUCCGGUGCCGCCCACGGCGGGUACGGGGCUGAUGGAGGGCUUGGAUGAAUUCCUGACGUCGGAUUCCUUGGACGAAGCAUGGUUGGUCAACCAGGACUUUGGCCAAGGGGAUUGGAUGUUGCAUUUUUGAUCCGCUUGCUGGUAUGCAUGGGAACGAUCGGCCCAUCGGGGAGGUCCGCGGAUGAUGGCUGGGAUGUUUCGGGUUUGGAGGUUGUCAAAUUUACCUGAUAGGUAAAGUAUUCCUGUAACCUGACCAACCUCCUCAAGCACCCGCAUCCUACACUGCUUUCAAUUCCCUAAAACAGGAGACGAAUAUCCACUUGUGUUGACUUGACAAAUCCGCUUCACAAAAUGCCAGCCACUCACAAAGAUAAGCU